Molecule: messenger RNA, 2558 nt
Organism: Scaptodrosophila lebanonensis
Lineage: Eukaryota; Metazoa; Arthropoda; Insecta; Diptera; Drosophilidae
Gene: msl-3
Product: protein male-specific lethal-3
Exons: 7
Coding region: 58-1674 (538 amino acids)
Biological process (GO): regulation of DNA-templated transcription; chromatin organization
Cellular component (GO): MSL complex; NuA4 histone acetyltransferase complex; nucleus
Source: RefSeq, a predicted model, not a curated record
UUAUUUAUUAAAAAUAGCUAGUAAGACAACUUUCAAUCGCGCUGUUGUAUAAAAGUAAUGACUGCAAAGGAGAACGAGGGGCCGGUCUUUGUGAAGGGCGAAAAGGUCCUCUGCUACGAGCCCGACAGCAAGAAAGCAAGCGUGCUGUACGAAUGCAAAGUUCUUUGUGUAUACGAGCGCAAGGAUAAACAGGGUAAUAAGUACUACGAAUAUAAGGUUCAUUUUCAAGGAUGGAGCAGCAGUUGGGAUCGGGCAUUCAAAGCUGAUUAUUUGCUUAAAGACAACGUCGAGAAUCGUCAGUUGCAACGUGAGUUGGCAGAAGCGGCACAACUACAAAUCGGUGGCUAUUCAUACAAGGACACAAAGACGCCAACAGCUCCAGUGAGUAAGAAGAAGCGUUCGGGAAGAGCUGCAGCGUCAGAACACGGCGGCGAGAAGCACGAAACUGAUCCGCUUGAAAUAGCACCGACUAGAAGUCGACAAUCUCAGCACCACCAGGCUCAGCAGCACGAACUGCCGCGAUCUCAGAGGUCGACGAGUGGUGGCAGUCGUUCCCGAGAUAAUAGCGGGGGACGCAAAUCACAGGCAACGGCGCACGGUAAUGUGACAAUGAAAGGAAAGCGAGGUAAAGUGCGGGCUGAAGACGCAGAAGGCCUUGACGCAUCCAUGGAAUCGAUUAAUCAUGUAGAACAGGAGGAUCGCGUGAUGUUGCGCAUUAGUGAGCGACUGCGCGAGUACAUGGAAUACGACUACAAUAUGGUCGUAAAGUUUGGUAAGCAGCAUGCGCUGCCCGCUCGCAUGCCCAUCGUCUCAAUACUGGAGAGCUUUGUAAAGCAACGUGCCGUGGAGUUGGCCCUCAGCAUCAAGCAGGAGAGCCAACGGGCGCGCAACACAAAGGGCCGAUGUGUGCACAGACAACGGGAGUUCGAACGAGUCAUGUCCAUAGUCUGUCUAAUUAAGGAGGUGGUUGAUGGCUUGCGCAUAUAUUUUGAGUUUCUGCUGGAAGAUCAACUGCUGUAUAAGGAGGAGAAACCAUACACAUAUGCCUAUCUCACCGAGGAGAACAUGAGAAACUGCAGCGAUAUUUUAAACAAGUCCUUUGACUAUAUUAAUCCUAACUGCGAUACUGACCUGAUAGGACUGGACGGCGCGCUGGGGGAGGUAGGCGUGGGUGAUGUCAGCACAACAAAUGGCGACGGUCUUGCUGACAGCGUAUUAGCUCAAAUCGACUAUGAAAAACAAUUGCAAAAGUGUUUGGAGUACAUUGACAAACAUUCUGGAAAGAACAAUAAUACCAGUGCGUACAAGAAUAACACCUACUUCGCUGCCUACAAUUUGCCUAUAGAAAUGCGUGACUUUCUGUUUGAAACAUUUAACUGGCGUCUGCUAAAUGAUAAAUCCCCACCGGAAAAGUCCAUGGUCUUUGGCGCGCCACAUUUGGCACGACUGCUAGUCAAAUUGCCGGAAUAUUUAAAUGUUUCACCCAUCAGCAAUGAAAGCCUUGGCGAGUUGUUGCCACAUCUCGAUACAUUUAUCAACUACUUGGAAAACCAUAAGGAAUGGUUCGACAAAGAGAACUAUAUGCACGACACACCUCAUCAAGAGCAGCUACAAAUGGAGCUGCUUGAGUCGCUCGACCAGAACCACGAAUCGUCUGCUAUAGCCUCAAACUGAAAAGCGCACCGAAUAGUUUGAUUUAAAACACAAUUAGUUCCACAUUGGAACAUCAAGAGAGGCCGCAAGAACCGAACUGCUCUGGUUGCAGUUCAUUUAAUUAGGUUCGCAAGCACAUCCAUACAUUAGCAAUAUGCGAGAAUUCCGACUGAAGUACGAUUACGCUUUAUUUUUAAUGUGUGGGAAUUUCGCAGUGCUGAAAGCAAAUGUAUUUGCCUGCAUAUUUAAAUUAAUAAUGAUAGUACGUGCGAUUGAUCUUUUUAAUAUUAUUUUAUUUAUGCAUUUUAAAGCUUGUUUUUUUGUUUGUUUAAGAAUUGUAAUUGUCAUUUUGGUUUUAUCUACACACUUGUAAAUAACGCGCUCUUAUAAAAAAGUUUACAUAUGUAUCUAUGUAUUAUCGAAUAUAACUAGUUCUAAAUGUUAAAUAUGGGAAAUGUUCGAUUCAUAACGUUUUUCCCUUCUUUCUAAUGUUAAAUUAGAGUUGAGUAAUUUUACAUGCUAGUAUUUUUUUUUUUUUCCUCUUUUUUGUCCUGCUCAUAUUUAUGUACCAAAUAAGGUUUAUAACAUCAUUAGUAUAAGGUAUAUGCUGCAAUAUAUGCCAAUAUCAAUGUAAUUAUGUCUACAAUCGUACUUAUAAGCAAUUUUGUUUAUGGAGGUUCGUGCAUUUGGAAAACUAGACGGAAUUGCCUGCUGCACACAUUUUUUGUGACUCGCAUUGCUCGAUUCGUAUGCACCAUGGUACACACUUUUUUAGUUCCGAAUACUCUUCUAAUGGAUUGGAAUGUAUUAUAACGUUAAGAGUCAAUCGUUGGACCCGUCUAUAAACUCGCAGGUAUGCAGUCUCAACUACACUACAUACAAAUAUUUUUAAAAAUAUCAAUUUA